AUCAAAAUGAAGAGUAGAUAGUAACUAAAAAAAAGAAAAAAAAAAUGAAGAACAGAUCAAAAUUCAAUGAAGAAUUGUAAACCUCGCUGAAAUUAAGCACCUGGGUUUGCCAACUAAUAUGAUGUCCGACGCUUUUGCCAACCCUAUUGCCAAUUUCCGGGUAUGAUUUUCGGAUUGUUACCGUGGAAGAUGAAAAGAAGGAGGGAGUUUUUCUUUCAAAAUUUCGAGUGGGAAGAUGAUGAAAUUGACAGAUUCCAGGGAGCACGUGGGUUUCUUUGGGCAACGGUUUUAGGGUUGACGUCCAAUUUGUGCUUGAUUGUUUUAUCUACUGCAGCGUUUGGGUUAAUCACCUUUUUGAUUCACUAGACUAGAUAGACCGAGAUAACACGAAAUUAUCGUAAUUAUUAAAAAAAAAAAAACUGUAAAUAAAAUUAAUGGUAAGUUAAGGGGAGGGGAGAAAAAAAGAAAGAAAAAAAGUCAUAAAAAUCCAAAUCCUCCUAUAACAAUCAGAAAUUUCCCACCAUUUCCCUCUCCAAUUGCACACCCUUAAUCCGAACUGGAAUCUCGUGAUUUGCAGUCAUUUCUGAUUUCAACUAAAACCGCCGCCCGGAAUAAAAAAAGCCAUGAAUAUCGGCACGAAGCGGAGACGGCAAAACACAAUGCACCAAAAGAAGAAAGAAUCUGUAUCACUGGAAAUGGAACCAUCCACAACUUCCAUAAACGAUCUCCCGGAGAGCAUCCUUGUCCACAUCCUUUCCUUCCUCCCUAUCACCUCCGCCAUCAAAACCGCCUCCGUCGCUCGGAACUGGCGCAACCUCUGGCAUUCCGUUCCGAUCCUCAAUUUCGACAUGGAAGAGUUCCAUUCUCAUAUCCCGGAGAAGACUAACCGGGACGCCCGCCAACUGUUUGCUGAAUUUACCAGCCGAACACUCCUCCACCGUUCCCGCCUUUUUCCGAUCGAGAAAUUCAAAUUGUCCUACAACUACAAGGAUUUUGAGUCCAUAAGGUACUCCGUUCAUUCCUGGCUUCGAUACGUAGUCAAUGCUGCAGCAACAGAGCUCGAUUUCGCAUUCAAUUCCUUUACGUAUCGUCCCUCUUUUAGGAAGGGAUGUGCGGGUGAAGAUCUAGAUGAUUAUGAAAAUCGCUGUUGGGAUCAUGAAAUGGCGCCUUAUGAUUUUCAUUUUUCUGACUUAAUUAAUAGCUCUGUUAAGGUUUUAAGACUGCGAAACUGUCACCUCUGUUUCCCUGUUAGAGCUUUAUCGUCCAUGAAGGUUAACUCUCUCAGGGAAAUAUAUUUAGAAUCGCUUGGUUCCACAGCUGAAGAGAUUGCAAACAUGAUGGCAUUAUGCGUUAACAUUGAGGUUUUAUCCAUUGCAAAAGUUCUGAAUAUACAGAAUCUGAAACUGGUAUCCCCAAAGCUCAAGUAUCUCAAGCUAGAAAACUUUUAUCAUAUCCAAACUGAGCAACAUUCAGUUGAGAUACGGGCUCCACGUCUGGAAACUGUAAUAUUUGAUCGUGCUUAUUGUGGAAGGUAUGCUUUGGAAGAUAUGUCGGCUUUGGUUGAAGCUCAUGUGACGUUUGACCGCAGAUUUUGGUGGGAAUUCGCAUGCUGGACUAACAUACUAAGCUGUCUUAGAGGUGUCACCCGUUUAACCACAGGAAACUUUUGGAGUUGGUUUCUGGUUCAUAUAGAUACUUUGAAGGAACCACUAAAUAGCAACCUUAAGCAACUAUUAAUGGAUGAUGAAGAUAAAGAGUUCCACGGAAAGCUUAAGGUCGGAGAGAAAUUCUUCUCAAAAACUUUUGCGUUUGACAAUCUCAAAAUUUUAGAACUUUUCACUUCGUACUCAAGACAUGAUCUUCUUGGCCUGGAAAUAUCAAUGCGGACAUGCCCACAGAUGGAGACUCUUGUCCUUGUCCACUAUUAUGAUUCAAACCAGGAUGGAGGCUUGCGUAAAAGUAAAAAGUUCAGGUUAAUCCAUUUUCAAAUACCUAGACUUAGGCUAGUCCAGAUGAAGAGGUACAAGGGAACCAAAAAUGAAAAGUGUGUUGCGAGCCUCUUGAAACAACACGGAGUUGUCUUGGAAAAGAUUGUUGCAUUUCCUGCAGAAGUGAAUCAAACAUCAUUGCCUUCAUUUGUUCUCUGACUACCUUCCUCACAAUCAAAUUAACCUGGAUCUGAAACUUGCUUUGAAGUAUGGGAAUUUCUUUUGGUUCUUCACUUUAGCAUUACAUUUCUGUGUGUUGAUGGAUAUUCUUUGAGGUUAUUUGUACAUUGGUUUUGUUUUUAGGUUUCUUUGCUAAAUGCUUGUAGGACUUCGAUCUGCACGAGCGGCCUUCAGAAAGGUUUGCAUAACCUAUUUUCUUGUGUGCUUGAAUUUCAAUUUCAGCGAAAAUUUUGAUACAUAUUAUCGAAUAGAACUAAAAUUGAACUGAAAUUAUCUAAAGCUGGAAUUGAUUGAAAUUUCAGUUGAGAGUCCUUUAGAGGUAUCAAACACCAAUUCUCCGAGAAAUCUGUAUCAAUAGUUGGCUUUGAAUCCAUCCACUGAUUUCCUUGUUAUGAGGCCAACAAGACCAUCUUGACAUUCACGUUCCCUUGAAACCCUUUUGCCCGUCCCAACUUAACAACCACUCUUUGGUAUUUUGCUUCGAAGGAAACUGAUUAUUGUCGAUCUUAACCGAUGGCAUGACGAAUGUAAACGACCUUCACUGAGCCCAUCCUACGAAUACAUAGCGGAGUUCCAACCUGAUGGAAUUUUCAUAUUUACAAUCUUUUUCUCUUCCACAAAGUUGUCGACCAUCUCGCCCAGAGCGCAACUCAAAGACAGCGAAAUCAAAUUCCUAGAAAUGCAGUCACCUUGUUUGCUAAUUUUCGAAGCCUUGGUUUUAAGUCUGACACUGAAAAAAAAUUCAUGAAUACGUGCAUCGACCAUCCAAAUCUGAGGAGUUUGUGGACUCAAAACGAAAUUCUUUUCUGUGUAUGCUAGAUAUUGUAGUUCUCUAAAUUUAUUCAUUUAUCUGGCACCAACGCCAUCGAAACCACUGCCGUCUAGAAAACUAACAGGAUCGAGCACAAGCUGUUUGCUGAUUUUAUUCGCCAAAACACUCCUCCACCGCCCCCGCCCAUCUCUCGAUUGUGAAAUUCAAAC
Molecule: messenger RNA, 3149 nt
Organism: Oldenlandia corymbosa var. corymbosa
Lineage: Eukaryota; Viridiplantae; Streptophyta; Magnoliopsida; Gentianales; Rubiaceae
Source: the annotation of a GenBank genome assembly